AUGGAGACUCCCUGCACCGUCUGUGGCGGCCCAGUCCGCUUCUCCUCCUCUCUCCCCCUUCCCCCCAUCUUCCCCUGCUCCCACGUCCACUGCCUCCCCUGCCUCCGCCUUAACUACACCCUCAGCAGCCAACCACAAAACAACCACCACCAGAAACACCUCUCCGACAGCCACGCCCAAUACCCCCCACCCCUCCCCACCACCUUCCGCCCGGUCCAAUGCUGUCCCGCCCAACGCAUGCCCAUCCCCCGUCUGCGCGCCCACCUCCGUCUCACAUCCGCCGAAACAGCCGUCUACCGCGCCCGCCUCGCCGAAUACGACACUCCCCCUGGAAGUCGACUAUACUGUUCCGCACCAGCAUGUGGCCGGUUUAUUCCGCCUGCGCUGCAGGACUCGCGUGUGGGGAAGUGUAGACGGUGCUGGACGAGGACGUGUGUACGGUGUGGGGAGCAGGCGCAUGCGGGGAGUUUGGUGGGGGAGUGUGCGGGUGUUGUUUCGGCGAAGACGGGGGGCUUAGGGGGUAUUGAGAAGGCGGCGAUGAAGCCGUGGAAGGAGGAGACGGAAGGGGAGGAGGGGUUUAGGAGGAUUGCGAAGAAGCUGGGUUGGUGA
Messenger RNA from Dichotomopilus funicola, 609 nucleotides. RefSeq lists its product as uncharacterized. The record is from RefSeq and is a predicted model, not a curated record. Gene Ontology annotation, molecular function: zinc ion binding. The transcript is spliced from 2 exons. Lineage: Eukaryota; Fungi; Ascomycota; Sordariomycetes; Sordariales; Chaetomiaceae. The coding region runs from base 1 to 609 and encodes 202 amino acids.